UUUUAAACAUGACUAGUAAUCGACUCCGAAAUUCGUCUCCCACAGAGAGGGGUGUUUUAGCAGCGAGGGAGCUUUUGCUGGCGCAAAUGCCGUGUUACUUUGGAAUGCAAGACGCAUUAACGAACCCAGGCGAACUCCCUGAGACUUGCCCCCUCUGCUGGGAACUACUAGGCCCUAUGGCCUCAUAUCGUCUACUUCCAUGUGGUCACAUAUUUCAUCUGCCAUGCAUUGACUUUUGGCUCUGCAGUCAAGACACUCGCUGUCCACUUUGUUGUCGAUCUUUCUACUAUUUACGAAGACCACGGGCUACGUAUAUCGCCAUAAAACCUUCCGCUACCUGGAAAAUGCUCGGAAUUAAGAGUUUACUAAAGUCUUUGAAAGCACGAUGUAGGAGGACUAUAUUGUAUCAUUGGGAAGCUAGGGCCCGUUUAUAAUUUUUGAAAGCAACCGAAGGACUUUGUAUUGAUACAUAUGUUAAAUAACUUAAUCGUGAGCGAGUGAUGAUUAACAAGAUAUGCAAUGCUAGUUAUACAGGUAGAAUCACUACUUUUUUGCCAGGC
This is a messenger RNA of Aspergillus pseudonomiae, 560 nucleotides long. Its product is annotated as RING finger protein. Lineage: Eukaryota; Fungi; Ascomycota; Eurotiomycetes; Eurotiales; Aspergillaceae. The transcript is spliced from 2 exons. The coding region runs from base 9 to 434 and encodes 141 amino acids. The record is from RefSeq and is a predicted model, not a curated record.